CCCGCCUACCAUCAGGCUCGACUGCCACCGGAAACGGAAAUCCUCAAUAAGAGUACAGGAAGUUAGGUUUUGUGCGACGAUUGUUGUCAGUGGAUUGGAGCAGUAGCUGUUGUUUGGCGUAGUUAAAAAUCAUGGUUUGCGAAAAGUGUGAGAAGAAGCUUGGAAGAGUUAUCACUCCGGACACCUGGAAGGACGGAGCACGGAAUACCACAGAGAGUGGUGGGCGCAAGCUGAAUGAAAAUAAGGCUCUCACAUUUAAGAAAGCAAGGUUUGACCCGUACGGAAAGUCUCGCUUUGCCACCUGCCGCAUCUGCAAGAGUUCUGUCCACCAGUCGGGGUCAAACUAUUGUCAGGGUUGCGCGUAUAAGAAAGGUAUCUGUGCAAUGUGUGGAAAGAAGGUUCUGGACACCAAAAACUACAAGCAGACCUCUGUGUGAUUAUUCAUUGAUUGCCAUCAUCGCCCCUCUCGGGAUGGGGUGUGUAUUUGCGAGGCGGUCCCCAGUUCCAUCUUCUUGUGCAAGUUCCACUGUGGGCUGUGUGUGUAACACAGCUACGUGUGUGUGUGUGUGUGCUUUGUGCAUGACAGGGUGAAUCUCUGAAAAACCCUUUGAUGUUCAAUCUCUCAGCAGUCAGCACACACCACCACACCAGAGAGCCUGCUGCUCCCUUUCUGUGUAUCUAAAGGUUAUUUCUCACUGUAAUAACUGAAAGAAAAUGUUUGAUAUUUUCUGUCAUUGUAAGUGUGCCAGAGAUAUUCUAGCUCCUAGAUAAGAACCUUGUCUUUUAAAUAGUUGUCGUUUAUCUUUGAAAGCAAUACAUAGGCUUUAACUGUUCUAUGAGAACAUGACGGACUGUGACAAUAAUUGAUACGCAAAUGUUAUAAUGUUAUAGAGACAAUACAUGGCCAUUUUUGUUUAACUAUGCAGGUUUUUUUUUCUUGCUCUCUUAGCCAUGUGCAUUUAUCAGUAGGCUUCACAAAGGAGCACCGCACUUCUAAACAUUUUCCUUUGUCUUUUAAUGCCUAUUUAUUGUGGUCUUAGGAUAUAGGCUGGUCUUAACCGGCUUUGAGGAUUACUCCUGUCGUGGUUGCAGUUAUAAAAUGAACUGUAGAUUAAUUCCCAGUGUGCGCUUAUUUCAUUAAGAUGAUUGCACGCCUCUCCAAACACAGUAGAUUACAUAAUGAACAGCAGGAGUAGAUGCAACUUUCAGAUUUAGAGUUUUAAGGAAAAAGGUCAUGCACUCUACCUUACCUUUUUUAAAGAUGGAGGUUCUGACAUUUAUUAAAUGGCAGUUCAACCCUGAAGCAAAACCAUGGCCCCCAUCUAAGUUUUUAAAUAUGUUUAUCUCUUGGCUAAUGUUUAAGGCAAUCUGCGCCCCCAGAUAAGUGCAUAAAAAUAGGGAAAAAUGCCAAAAGCUACACAUCAAGCAAUAUUAUUUUAGUUAUACUUACAUUUACAAACAUCAGGGAUUUUACUACUAGUCUCUGAAAAGAUUUAAUUUUUUACUUUGGAUCUGAGGGCACUUUAGAUAUGUCAUCACUGCGUGUCUGCAAUACUGUGGGGAGGUUUCGGUGUACAAACGGGUUUGGCUUUGCUUUCACAGAUCACUUUUUAGGCAGUGUUAAAGCUUUUGUUACUUUUACAACUUAUUCCAGUGUGAAUAUGGCAAAUGAUACUGAUUCUAUUCAAUGUAUACCUGAAGUUGGAUUAAAUUAUGUCAUUAACAAUU
Molecule: messenger RNA, 1728 nt
Organism: Anguilla anguilla (European eel)
Lineage: Eukaryota; Metazoa; Chordata; Actinopteri; Anguilliformes; Anguillidae
Gene: cript
Product: cysteine-rich PDZ-binding protein
Exons: 5
Coding region: 132-437 (101 amino acids)
Biological process (GO): cytoplasmic microtubule organization
Cellular component (GO): dendrite
Molecular function (GO): microtubule binding; PDZ domain binding
Source: RefSeq, a predicted model, not a curated record